GUGAGAUAUAAUAGGUUUAUCUUGCGAUAUUAAAAUGUUGCAGGAAGCUUCCGAGGGGGCGGAUGACGUCACGCAGAGACACGUCACCACACGGAAGCAGCUUUUAGAGCACUCAACCUACAAGACAAGUCUCGUGGUCUUUUCAAAAAAAAUGGGUGGCUUCUUCUCCAGUCUCUUCUCAGGCCUUUUUGGAACCAGGGAGAUGAGGAUUCUGAUCCUGGGUUUGGACGGCGCAGGGAAAACUACCAUUUUGUACCGGCUGCAGGUUGGGGAGGUGGUGACCACAAUUCCCACAAUUGGCUUUAACGUGGAGACCGUCACAUACAAGAAUCUGAAGUUCCAGGUGUGGGAUCUGGGAGGCCAGACAAGUAUCCGGCCAUACUGGCGGUGCUACUAUUCCAACACAGAUGCGGUUAUCUACGUGGUCGACAGCAGCGACCGCGACCGAAUGAGCAUCUCCAAGUCUGAGCUUGUGGCCAUGUUGGAGGAAGAGGAGCUGAAGAAGGCCAUCCUGGUGGUGUUUGCAAACAAGCAGGACAUGGACCAGGCAAUGACGCCGACUGAGGUGGCCAACGCUCUGGGUCUCCCCGCCCUCAAAGACAGGAAGUGGCAGAUUUUCAAGACCUCAGCGACCAAAGGCACAGGCCUGGACGAAGCCAUGGAGUGGCUGGUGGAUUCGCUCAAGAGUCGGCAGUAAAAUUAUUAAAAAAAGAAGACACUCGUCCUUUUUGUAAAUACCCUUCUGAAGGAAGCCUUGUGACUGACCUCGCUUCUCAUCAACUCCGGCCAAACCUGGGACUGAAAAGCCUCGCUUCUGCUGUUUACGUGAAGCAUUAUUUGAGCACAGUGAUGGACAAGUUUACACUUACGACUUAAAAAUAAAACUAAGUAACCUCGUAUGACAUUA
Molecule: messenger RNA, 907 nt
Organism: Phyllopteryx taeniolatus (common seadragon)
Lineage: Eukaryota; Metazoa; Chordata; Actinopteri; Syngnathiformes; Syngnathidae
Gene: arl1
Product: ADP-ribosylation factor-like 1
Exons: 6
Coding region: 35-697 (220 amino acids)
Biological process (GO): vesicle-mediated transport; intracellular protein transport
Cellular component (GO): cytoplasm; Golgi apparatus
Molecular function (GO): GTPase activity; GTP binding
Source: RefSeq, a predicted model, not a curated record